GCAGUUUGGCCGUUGAGAACGAUUGACAGUAGUUACUGUGGUACCUGUCGGGGGCACUGCUCGCGAGUAGUUUGUUUGUGACAAAAAUAAGCAAAACAAACUACAAGCCAAUUUCCCCACCUUUUAACGUAUAAUUAGACGAGUUAUAUACUCCGAAUAACAAAGAAAAAGAAAGUAUUAAGCGGGGUGUGACUCGGUCAAGCUGCCUAACGGAGAGGCACCGCGUCAGGCUAUGAACCUGCGAAAGCCAGUGACAAAGAAAAAAACGGAGAAGAUUGUAAAAAGGUAGAGCCUAGAGAGAGACACUGAAGGUGAAGAUCCGCGAGAAACAAGACCUCCCCAUCAGACGGCGGAGUUUGUUCUUUGUUUUCCACGUCGAGAAGACGAUGUGAAGGAGAAGAUUAAGGGGAGAGAGAAAGAGAGCGAGAGAAGCUAGUUAAUGCUGUACGACGAGAGAAUGUGUGGGAAGGGCAUGGUGUGCCAGGGGGAAGUCCAGCGCCACGAGCUGUCGCUUAACCACGAGCUCAAGGAUGAAGAGUCGAAAAGAGCCAAGAACAGCUGGCACAAAAGCGGAAGGCGGCGAUGGCACAACGACAGGAGGGAGCACAGUUUAGUCUUGCGCCGCAAUCCACCGAGACCGCGGCGCUCUCCCGUCUCAGUGUCGCUGCGGCCAGCCAACGUCCGCGGCAGGCGCGCGCCAGGCAUGCGCGCGCCGCGCAACACCAACCAGUUCCUCAUGCACGAGAAGUACCAGCUCAUGCACAUGCGCUCCGACUCUGUCGGAACGGACAGCUGCUCUGACUGCGAGCUGGACCCCGCGGAUAUGGACUCGUACCUCGGGGUGCUGGAGAACGCCCGCGGGGCGCUGCUAGACAGCCCCGAGCACCCGUUCACAAGCAGCCCGACGUUUCACUUCUUCACUUUCCCUGAACCGCAGCGAGAAGACAGCAUGCAGUACUUUCCGUCCGAGAACGACGUCAUGCAGAGCGAAGAUUUCAUGCAGAGGGACUUUAAAGAGUUUUGUGACGCCGUGGCUUGUACAUAAACACUCGCCACAGGUAAAUAACCUGAUGUGCACUUACUCAUGGCCAUCAGAUCGUCCAGACCAACAGGACAUUUUAUUCACUUUAGUGUUAUGACAUGCCGUUGUCUUGUUAUUGUUGUUGUUGUUUUAUUACAAUGCAUUGUUUUGUUCCGGAAGUAAAGCAGUAAAGGAGGCGUGGCAGAGCAGCCAAUCAGAUUCGAGAUCACUCAGUUCCUCCGGACAGCCCCUAAAACCCCUAAGAGACUCCGUUUUGGACAUCUAGUGCACUACAACAGGGUAAAGAAGCCCUAUACCCUAUAUGUGGUACACUUGUUUAGGGAGUAGGGAGCCACUCGAGCUUCAGCCAUAUCCUGCUGUUUAAGUGACGUUUUGUAAACUGAAAUAAAAUUUGACGUUUUUAAGUAA
Messenger RNA from Ictalurus furcatus (blue catfish), 1450 nucleotides. RefSeq names its product coiled-coil domain-containing glutamate-rich protein 1. The record is from RefSeq and is a predicted model, not a curated record. NCBI's taxonomy places the organism in Eukaryota, Metazoa, Chordata, Actinopteri, Siluriformes, Ictaluridae. Bases 440 to 1045 code for a protein of 201 amino acids. The transcript has a single exon.